Messenger RNA from Nerophis ophidion (straightnose pipefish), 12783 nucleotides. RefSeq names its product coiled-coil domain containing 3b (gene ccdc3b). Gene Ontology annotation, cellular component: extracellular region. The transcript has 3 exons. Gene Ontology annotation, biological process: negative regulation of gene expression. The record is from RefSeq and is a predicted model, not a curated record. Bases 162 to 980 code for a protein of 272 amino acids. NCBI's taxonomy places the organism in Eukaryota, Metazoa, Chordata, Actinopteri, Syngnathiformes, Syngnathidae.
CCUCCUUCUCCUCUUCUCCAAACAUCACAGGUAUUAUUUCUGCAGACCAGAGAAGAAUCUGACCGAUGAGUUCUUUCCUCUCCAGAACAUUUGGACGAUGCGCUGAAGGAUCCACAGCGUGAGAGCGACUUCCAAACGUCCAUCUGCAGCAACACUCCAUCAUGUGGAUUAUCGCGGCUGCUCUCCUGACGACGGUCGGUCCCGGCUGGAGCUGGGGGUGCCAGCUGCCGAGCGACUGGAGGCCCCAGACGGAGGCGUGCCGCGCCGAGCUGGCGGAGAUCAUCGUGUUCGCCAAGGUUCUGGCCCUGCACAAGGAGCCUUACAACUACCUGCCCUGGCAGCAGGACACGGACCUGCUCUACUCGGCCGAGAUCGAGCUGCUGUGCGACCAGGCAUGGGGCAGCAUGCUGGAGGUGCCGGCGGGCUCCAGGGUCAACGUCACCGGCCUGGGCUACUUCCCGUGUUUCUCCUACAGCGUGACCCCCAACAACAACUACUACUUCUUUGUCAGGAUGGAUGAAAACUACAACAUCGUCCCCCACGGAGUGAACUUCCAAGACGCCAUCUUCCCAGACACGGCGGACAACCAUCGGGCGUUCGCCAGCCUGUUCCAGUUUGCCAACUGCACGCCCGGGACUCAGGUCCACAGCUUCACCCCGGAGUGGGAGGCUCAGGAAGACAGCAGGCUGUUGUGCUCGGCGGUGCAGAAGGCCCUGUUCGAGGAGGAGGAGAAGGUGAGGACGCUCUCUCAGAACGUGCGCUACUUGGAGAAGGCCAACGGCCACCUGAAGGAGAAGGUGAGGACCAUGAAGCGUCUCCUGCGCCAGGCCCAGCGCGGCACUGCCAAGGAGCAGCAAACGCUCAGCCUCAAGCAGCUUUAUGAGUCAAAGACAACCCGGACCCACCCUCACCAGGACACCACCCGGGACCAGAAGGAUCCUGCCCUGAAGAGGGCGCUGGCAAGGAAGUCAAAGAAGUAGGAGAACUAUCAGCAGGCUUAACAUGGGUCUUAUAUUCGCAUCUUAUUAUGAUGAUUCCAUAAGGAUCAUUCUGCAGUACCGUAUUUUUCGAACUAUAAGGUGCACUUAAAAUCCUUUCAUUUUCUCCAAAAAUGGACAGUGCGCCUUUUAACCCGGUGCGCCUAAUGUAGGUAUUCAUUCUGGUUGUGCUUACCGGCCUGGAAGCUAUUUCAUUCGGUGCAUUGUGUAAUGAUAAGUGUGACCAGUAGACGGCAGUCACACAUAAGAGAUACGUGUGGACUGCCGGGUGACUGACACAGGUUCAAUAAAUGACGCCAGCAAGAACAUGUAAGCAAGCAACGCCAAAGCAUUGGUUUUUCACUGAGAAUAUAGAACAUUAGAAAAAAAAAACUGUCAAAAUGUUUUAAUACGACUUUGGUAAGCUACGAAGUCGCCCCGAUUGAAGUAUUGUCGCACCAUUACGUCUACCAUAGUCCAACGUACUGUGCUUCAGCGGUAUUAUUAUGGUGUGUGUAUAAGGACCCCAAAAUGGCACCUAUUAGGAGACUUAAAGAUGGUCUGUAAAACAUAAGCUAUGCAAAAUUUGAACCAAAGGACCAUCAUUACAUGUUAUGUAGACCAAGUGUUUUUAAACCACUGUGCCGCGACACACUAGGGUGCCGUGAGAUACAGUCUGGUGUGCAGUGGGAGAUUAUCUAAUUUCACCUGUUUGGGUUGAAAAUAUUUUUUACAAACCAGUAUUUAAAGUCUGCAAAUUACGUGUUGUUGUUGAGUGUCGGUUCUGUCAAGAGCUCGGCAGAGUAACCGUGUAAUACUCUUCCAUAUAGGUAGGUAGCAGCAGGUAGCUAAUUGCUUUGUAGAUGUCGGAAACAGCGGGAGGCAUCAUGCAGGUAAAAAGGUAUCUAGUGCUUAAACCAAAAAUAGACAAAAAGUGAGUGCCCCUAAAAAAAGCCAUUGAAGCUCAGGGAUGGCUAUGCAGAACGAAACUAAAACUGAACUGGCCAUAAAGUAAACAAAAACAGAAUGCUGGACGACAGCAAAAACUUACUGUGGAGCAAAAGUACAUCCGAACAUGACGUGACAAUCAACAAUGUGCCCACAAAGAAAGAUAAAAACAACUAAACUAUUCUUGAUUGCUAAGACAAAGUAGAUGCGGGAAAUAUCGCUCAAAGGAAGACAUGAAACUGCUAGAGGAAAAUACCAAAAAAAGAGAAAAAGCCACCAAAAUAGGAGGGCAAGACAAAAAGUAAAAGACUACACAUAGGAAAAAAGCAAAAAAACUCCAAAUAAGUCAGGGUGUGAUGUGACAGGUGGUGACAGUACACCUACUUUGAGACAAGAGCUAUAUUGAUGCAAGCUUGGUUAUGGUUUAAAGUCAUAUCCAACAAUUGCGACAACGACUUUUUACUGUCAACUGAGUUUUGUUUUUUAAUGAUUUCUGCGAGUGGUGUGCCUUCGGAUUUUUUCAACGCAAAAAAUGUGCCUUGGCCCAGAAAAGGUUGAAAAACACAGAUGUAGAUAGAUAGAUAGAUAGAUAGAUAGUACUUUAUUGAUUCCUUCAGGAGAGUUCCUUCAGGAAAAUUAUGACCACAAGGAAGUCUUUUAAAUGUCGACAAAUCAGAUUAUAAUAUGACUCCUUAAAUGCGCCUUAUGUAUGAAAAUAGACCUGAAUAGACCUACUUUUCGACAAUGUGCCUUAUAAUCCAAUGCGCCUUAUGGUUCGAAAAAUACGGAACUUAAUAGGGCUUCUCUUAUUUUAACAUUGCAUGUACAGUAUAUUUUAAUUAAACAUAUUGCUUCCAGAUGAAUUCAAACCAAGGGCUCUGUAAAACUGUGACCUCUGACACAAGAGAGGACAUUGUGGAGAGAAAUCAGAAAUAUUCUUCAAAAAUCAUAAACACCUCGGCAGACACAAGACAUGAUACAACGUUGAUUAUGCAGUACAUACUAACAACGUUUCAAAAUAGUUGUAUUUGUAAAUUGAGUCAUUUUCUGUUGGGAAAUGACCAUAUUUCAAUGGUGAAAUCAACGUCUGAAAACCCUACGUUGAUUUAACGUCGUCAAAAAGCAUGUUGUGUCAACAUUGUAUUUGUGUUGUAGAAUAUUGGUUGAGAAAUAAGCAAUUUUCAAUGGUCAAAUCAACGUCACAACCCAACAUUAAUUAAACGUUGUUAAAGAGCAUGUUGUUUCAACGUUGUAUUUGUGUUGUAGAAUAUUGGUUGGGAAAUAAGCAGUUUUCAAUGGUCAAAUCAACGUCUGAAAACCCCACGUUGAUUUAACGUCGUCAAAAAGCAUGUUGUUUCAACAUUGUAUUUGUGUUGUAGAAUAUUGGUUGAGAAAUAAGCAAUUUUCAAUGGUCAAAUCAACGUCACAACCCAACAUUAAUUAAACGUUGUUAAAGAGCAUGUUGUUUCAACGUUGUAUUUGUGCUGUAGAACAUUGGUUGGGAAAUUACCAGUUUCAAAGGUUAAAUCAACGUCAGAACCCAACAUUGAUUAAACGUCGUCAAGAAGCAUGUUGUUUUGACGUUGUAUUUGUGUUGUAGAAUAUUGGUUGGGAAAUUACCAAAUUUCAAUGGUCAAAUCAACGUCAGAACCCAACAUUGAGUAAACGUCGUCAAAAUGCAUGUUGUUUUGACGUUGUAUUUGUCUUGUAGAAUAUUGGUUGGGAAAUGAUCAAAUUUCAAUGGUCAAAUCAACGUCACAACCUGUCGUUGAUUUAAUGUCGUCAAAAAGCAUGUUGUUUCAAUGUGGUACUGGUGUUGUAGGACCUUUGUAGAGAAAUAAACAAUUUUUAACGGUCAAAUUAACGCCACAACCCAACAUUAAUUAAACGUUGUUAAAGAGCAUGUUGUUUCGACGUUGUAUUUGUAGUGUACAAUAUUGGUUGGGAAAUGACCAAAUUUCAAUGGUCAAAUCAACGACAGAACCCAACAUUGAUUAAACAUCAUCAAAAAGGAUGUUAUUUUGACGUUAUAUUUGUGUUGUAGAAUAUUGGUUGUAAAAAGACCAAAUUUCAAUGGUAAAAUUAACGUCACAACCUGACAUUGAUUUAACGUUGUCAAAAAGCAUGUUGUUUCAAUGUGGUAUUUGUGUUGUAGAAUAUUGGUUGGGAAAUUACCAAAUUUCAAUGGUCAAAUCAACGUCAGUACCCAACAUUGAGUAAACGUCGUCAAAAAGCAUGUUGUUUUGACGUUGUAUUUGUGUUGUAGAAAAUUGGUUGGGAAAUGAUCAAAUUUCAAUGGUCAAAUCAACGUCACAACCUGUCAUUGAUUUAAUGUCGUCAAAAAGCAUGUUGUUUCAAUGUGGUAUUGGUGUUGUAGGACCUUUGUAGAGAAAUAAACACUUUUUAACGGUCAAAUUAACGCCACAACCCAACGUUAAUUAAACGUUGUUAAAGAGCAUGUUGUUUCAACGUUGUAUUUGUGUUGUAGAAUAUUGGUUGUAAAAUGACCAAAUUUCAAUGGUCAAAUAAACGUCAGAACCCAAUAUUGAGUAAACGUCGUCAAAAAGCAUGUUGUUUUGACGUUGUAUUUUUGUUGUAGAAUUUUGUUUGGGAAAUGACCAAAUUUCAAUGGUCAAAUCAACGUCACUACCUGUCAUUGAUUUAAUGUUGUCAAAAAGCAUGUUGUUUCAAUGUGGUAUUUGUGUUGUAGGACCUUCGUAGAGAAAGAACCAAUUUUUAACGGUCAAAUUAACGCCACAACCCAACAUUAAUCAAACGUUGUUAAAGAGCAUGUUGUUUCAAUGUUGUAUUUGUAGUGUAGAAUAUUGGUUGGGAAAUGACCAAAUUUCAAUGGUCAAAUCAACGACAGAACCCAACAUUGAUUAAACGUCAUCAAAAAGCAUGUUAUUUUGACGUUAUAUUUGUGUUGUAGAAUAUUGGUUGUAAAAAGACCAAAUUUCAAUGGUCAAAUUAACGUCACAUCCUGACAUUGAUUUAACGUUGUCAAAAAGCAUGUUGUUUCACUGUGGUAUUUGUGUUGUAGAAUAUUGGUUGGGAAAUUACCAAAUUUCAAUGGUCAAAUCAACGUCAGAACCCAACAUUGAGUAAACGUCGUCAAAAAGCAUGUUGUUUUGACGUUGUAUUUGUCUUGUAGAAUAUUGGUUGGGAAAUGAUCAAAUUUCAAUGGUCAAAUCAACGUCACAACCUGUCAUUGAUUUAAUGUCGUCAAAAAGCAUGUUGUUUCAAUGUGGUAUUGGUGCUGUAGGACCUUUGUAGGGAAAUAAACAAUGUUUAACGGUCAAAUUAACGCCACAACCCAACGUUAAUUAAACGUUGUUAAAGAGCAUGUUGUUUCAAUGUUGUAUUUGUAGUGUAGAAUAUUGGUUGGGAAAUGACCAAAUUUCAAUGGUCAAAUCAACGUCAGAACCCAACAUUGAGUAAACGUCGUCAAAAAGCAUGUUGUUUUGACGUUGUUAUUUGUCUUGUAGAAUAUUGGUUGGGAAAUGAUCAAAUUUCAAUGGUCAAAUCAACGUCACAACCUGACAUUGAUUUAAUGUCGUCAAAAAGCAUGUUGUUUCAAUGUGGUAUUGGUGUUGUAGGACCUUCGUAGAGAAAUAAACAAUUUUUAACGGUCAAAUUAACGCCACAACCCAACAUUAAUUAAACGUUGCUAAAGAGCAUGUUGUUUCGACGUUGUAUUUGUAGUGUACAAUAUUGGUUGGGAAAUGACCCAAUUUCAAUGGUCAAAUCAACGACAGAACCCAACAUUGAUUAAACAUCAUCAAAAAGGAUGUUAUUUUGACGUUAUAUUUGUGUUGUAGAAUAUUGGUUGUAAAAAGACCAAAUUUCAAUGGUAAAAUUAACGUCACAACCUGACAUUGAUUUAACGUUGUCAAAAAGCAUGUUGUUUCAAUGUGGUAUUUGUGUUGUAGAAUAUUGGUUGGGAAAUUACCAAAUUUCAAUGGUCAAAUCAACGUCAGAACCCAACAUUGAGUAAACGUCGUCAAAAAGCAUGUUGUUUUGACGUUGUAUUCGUCUUGUAGAAUAUUGGUUGGGAAAUGAUCAAAUUUCAAUGGUCAAAUCAACGUCACAACCUGUCAUUGAUUUAAUGUCGUCAAAAAGCAUGUUGUUUCAAUGUGGUAUUGGUGUUGUAGGACCUUUGUAGAGAAAUAAACAAUUUUUAACGGUCAAAUUAACGCCACAACCCAACGUUAAUCGAACGUUGUUAAAGAGCAUGUUCUUUCAAUGUUGUAUUUGUAAUGUAGAAUAUUGGUUGGGAAAUUACCAAAUUUCAAUGGUCAAAUCAACGUCAGAACCCAACAUUGAGUAAACGUCGUCAAAAAGCAUGUUGUUUGACGUUGUUAUUUGUCUUGUAGAAUAUUGGUUGGGAAAUGAUCAAAUUUCAAUGGUCAAAUCAACGUCACAACCUGACAUUGAUUUAAUGUCGUCAAAAAGCAUGUUGUUUCAAUGUGGUAUUGGUGUUGUAGGACCUUUGUAGAGAAAUAAACAAUUUUUAACGGUCAAAUUAACGCCACAACCCAACAUUAAUUAAACGUUGCUAAAGAGCAUGUUGUUUCAAUGUUGUAUUUGUAGUGUAGAAUAUUGGUUGGGAAAUGACCAAAUUUCAAUGGUCAAAUCAACGACAGAACCCAACAUUGAUUAAACGUCAUCAAAAAGCAUGUUAUUUUGACGUUAUAUUUGAGUUGUAGAAUAUUGGUUGUAAAAAGACCAAAUUUCAAUGGUCAAAUUAACGUCACAACCUGACAUUGAUUUAACGUUGUCAAAAAGCAUGUUGUUUCAAUGUGGUAUUUGUGUUGUAGAAUAUUGGUUGGGAAAUUACCAAAUUUCAAUGGUCAAAUCAACGUCAGAACCCAACAUUGAGUAAACGUCGUCAAAAAGCAUGUUGUUUUGACGUUGUAUUUGUCUUGUAGAAAAUUGGUUGGGAAAUGAUCAAAUUUCAAUGGUCAAAUCAACGUCACAACCUGUCAUUGAUUUAAUGUCGUCAAAAAGCAUGUUGUUUCAAUGUGGUAUUGGUGUUGUAGGACCUUUGUAGAGAAAUAAACAAUUUUUAACGGUCAAAUUAACGCCACAACCCAACGUUAAUCAAACGUUGUUAAAGAGCAUGUUGUUUCAAUGUUGUAUUUGUAAUGUAGAAUAUUGGUUGGGAAAUUACCAAAUUUCAAUGGUCAAAUCAACGUCAGAACCCAACAUUGAGUAAACGUCGUCAAAAAGCAUGUUGUUUUGACGUUGUUAUUUGUCUUGUAGAAUAUUGGUUGGGAAAUGAUCAAAUUUCAAUGGUCAAAUCAACGUCACAACCUGUGAUUGAUUUAAUGUCGUCAAAAAGCAUGUUGUUUCAAUGUGGUAUUGGUGUUGUAGGACCUUUGUAGAGAAAUAAACAAUUUUUAACGGUCAAAUCAACGCCACAACCCAACAUUAAUUAAACGUUGUUAAAGAGCAUAUUGUUUCAACGUUGUAUUUGUAGUGUAGAAUAUUGAUUGGGAAAUGACCAAAUUUCAAUGGUCAAAUCAACGACAGAAGCCAACGUUGAUUAAACGUCAUCAAAAUGCAUGGUAUUUUGACGUUAUAUUUGUGUUGUAGAAUAUUGGUUGUAAAAUGACCAAAUUUCAAUGGUCAAAUUAACGUCACAACCUGACAUUGAUUUAACGUUGUCAAAAAGCAUGUUGUUUCAAUGUGGUAUUUGUGUUGUAGAAUAUUGGUUGGGAAAUGACCAAAUUUCAAUGGUCAAAUAAAAGACAGAACCCAACAUUGAUUAAACGUCGUCAAAAAGCAUGUUGUUUUGACGUUGUAUUUUUGUUGUAGAAUAUUGGUUGGGAAAUUACCAAAUUUCAAUGGUCAAAUCAACGUCAGAACCCAAUAUUGAGUAAACGUCGUCAAAAAGCAUGUUGUUUUGACGUUGUAUUUGUCUUGUAGAAUAUUGGUUGGGAAAUGAUCAAAUUUCAAUGGUCAAAUCAACGUCACAACCUGUCGUUGAUUUAAUGUCGUCAAAAAGCAUGUUGUUUCAAUGUGGUACUGGUGUUGUAGGACCUUUGUAGAGAAAUAAACAAUUUUUAACGGUCAAAUUAACGCCACAACCCAACAUUAAUUAAACGUUGUUAAAGAGCAUGUUGUUUCGACGUUGUAUUUGUAGUGUACAAUAUUGGUUGGGAAAUGACCAAAUUUCAAUGGUCAAAUCAACGACAGAACCCAACAUUGAUUAAACAUCAUCAAAAAGGAUGUUAUUUUGACGUUAUAUUUGUGUUGUAGAAUAUUGGUUGUAAAAAGACCAAAUUUCAAUGGUAAAAUUAACGUCACAACCUGACAUUGAUUUAACGUUGUCAAAAAGCAUGUUGUUUCAAUGUGGUAUUUGUGUUGUAGAACAUUGGUUGGGAAAUUACCAAAUUUCAAUGGUCAAAUCAACGUCAGUACCCAACAUUGAGUAAACGUCGUCAAAAAGCAUGUUGUUUUGACGUUGUAUUUGUGUUGUAGAAAAUUGGUUGGGAAAUGAUCAAAUUUCAAUGGUCAAAUCAACGUCACAACCUGUCAUUGAUUUAAUGUCGUCAAAAAGCAUGUUGUUUCAAUGUGGUAUUGGUGUUGUAGGACCUUUGUAGAGAAAUAAACACUUUUUAACGGUCAAAUUAACGCCACAACCCAACGUUAAUUAAACGUUGUUAAAGAGCAUGUUGUUUCAACGUUGUAUUUGUGUUGUAGAAUAUUGGUUGUAAAAUGACCAAAUUUCAAUGGUCAAAUAAACGUCAGAACCCAAUAUUGAGUAAACGUCGUCAAAAAGCAUGUUGUUUUGACGUUGUAUUUUUGUUGUAGAAUAUUGUUUGGGAAAUGACCAAAUUUCAAUGGUCAAAUCAACGUCACUACCUGUCAUUGAUUUAAUGUUGUCAAAAAGCAUGUUGUUUCAAUGUGGUAUUUGUGUUGUAGAAUCUUCGUAGAGAAAUAACCAAUUUAUAACGGUCAAAUCAACGCCACAACCCAACAUUACUUAAACAUUGUUAAAGAGCAUGUUGUUUCAAUGUUGUAUUUGUGUUGUAGAACAUUGGUUGUAAAAUGACCAGCUUCAAAGGUUAAAUCAACGUCAGAACCCAACAUUUAUUAAACGUCGUCAAAAAGCAUGUUGUUUUGACGUUGUAUUUGUCUUGUAGAAUAUUGUUUGGGAAAUGACCAAAUUUCAAUGGUCAAGUCAACGUCACAACCUGUCAUUGAUUUAAUGUCGUCAAAAAGCAUGUUGUUUCAAUGUGGUAUUGGUGUUGUAGGACCUUCGCAGAGAAAGAACCAAUUUUUAACGGUCAAAUUAACGCCACAACCCAACAUUAAUCAAACGUUGUUAAAGAGCAUGUUGUUUCAAUGUUGUAUUUGUAGUGUAGAAUAUUGGUUGGGAAAUGACCAAAUUUCAAUGGUCAAAUCAACGACAGAACCCAACAUUGAUUAAACGUCAUCAAAAAGCAUGUCAUUUUGACGUUAUAUUUGUGUUGUAGAAUAUUGGUUGUAAAAAGACCAAAUUUCAAUGGUCAAAUUAACGUCACAUCCUGACAUUGAUUUAACGUUGUCAAAAAGCAUGUUGUUUCACUGUGGUAUUUGUGUUGUAGAAUAUUGGUUGGGAAAUUACCAAAUUUCAAUGGUCAAAUCAACGUCAGAACCCAACAUUGAGUAAACGUCGUCAAAAAGCAUGUUGUUUUGACGUUGUAUUUGUCUUGUAGAAUAUUGGUUGGGAAAUGAUCAAAUUUCAAUGGUCAAAUCAACGUCACAACCUGUCAUUGAUUUAAUGUCGUCAAAAAGCAUGUUGUUUCAAUGUGGUAUUGGUGCUGUAGGACCUUUGUAGGGAAAUAAACAAUGUUUAACGGUCAAAUUAACGCCACAACCCAACGUUAAUUAAACGUUGUUAAAGAGCAUGUUGUUUCAAUGUUGUAUUUGUAGUGUAGAAUAUUGGUUGGGAAAUGACCAAAUUUCAAUGGUCAAAUCAACGUCAGAACCCAACAUUGAGUAAACGUCGUCAAAAAGCAUGUUGUUUGAUGUUGUUAUUUGUCUUGUAGAAUAUUGGUUGGGAAAUGAUCAAAUUUCAAUGGUCAAAUCAACGUCACAACCUGACAUUGAUUUAAUGUCGUCAAAAAGCAUGUUGUUUCAAUGUGGUACUGGUGUUGUAGGACCUUUGUAGAGAAAUAAACAAUUUUUAACGGUCAAAUUAACGCCACAACCCAACAUUAAUUAAACGUUGCUAAAGAGCAUGUUGUUUCAAUGUUGUAUUUGUAGUGUAGAAUAUUGGUUGGGAAAUGACCAAAUUUCAAUGGUCAAAUCAACGACAGAACCCAACAUUGAUUAAACGUCAUCAAAAAGCAUGUUAUUUUGACGUUAUAUUUGAGUUGUAGAAUAUUGGUUGUAAAAAGACCAAAUUUCAAUGGUCAAAUUAAUGUCACAACCUGACAUUGAUUUAACGUUGUCAAAAAGCAUGUUGUUUCAAUGUGGUAUUUGUGUUGUAGAAUAUUGGUUGGGAAAUUACCAAAUUUCAAUGGUCAAAUCAACGUCAGAACCCAACAUUGAGUAAACGUCGUCAAAAAGCAUGUUGUUUUGACGUUGUAUUUGUCUUGUAGAAUAUUGGUUGGGAAAUGAUCAAAUUUCAAUGGUCAAAUCAACGUCACAACCUGUCAUUGAUUUAAUGUCGUCAAAAAGCAUGUUGUUUCAAUGUGGUAUUGGUGUUGUAGGACCUUUGUAGAGAAAUAAACAAUUUUUAACGGUCAAAUUAACGCCACAACCCAACGUUAAUCAAACGUUGUUAAAGAGCAUGUUGUUUCAAUGUUGUAUUUGUAAUGUAGAAUAUUGGUUGGGAAAUUACCAAAUUUCAAUGGUCAAAUCAACGUCAGAACCCAACAUUGAGUAAACGUCGUCAAAAAGCAUGUUGUUUUGACGUUGUUAUUUGUCUUGUAGAAUAUUGGUUGGGAAAUGAUCAAAUUUCAAUGGUCAAAUCAACGUCACAACCUGUGAUUGAUUUAAUGUCGUCAAAAAGCAUGUUGUUUCAAUGUGGUAUUGGUGUUGUAGGACCUUUGUAGAGAAAUAAACAAUUUUUAACGGUCAAAUCAACGCCACAACCCAACAUUAAUUAAACGUUGUUAAAGAGCAUAUUGUUUCAACGUUGUAUUUGUAGUGUAGAAUAUUGAUUGGGAAAUGACCAAAUUUCAAUGGUCAAAUCAACGACAGAAGCCAACGUUGAUUAAACGUCAUCAAAAUGCAUGGUAUUUUGACGUUAUAUUUGUGUUGUAGAAUAUUGGUUGUGAAAUGACCAAAUUUCAAUGGUCAAAUUAACGUCACAGCCUGACAUUGAUUUAACGUUGUCAAAAAGCAUGUUGUUUCAAUGUGGUAUUUGUGUUGUAGAAUAUUGGUUGGGAAAUGACCAAAUUUCAAUGGUCAAAUAAAAGACAGAACCCAACAUUGAUUAAACGUCGUCAAAAAGCAUGUUGUUUUGACGUUGUAUUUUUGUUGUAGAAUAUUGGUUGGGAAAUUACCAAAUUUCAAUGGUCUAAUCAACGUCAGAACCCAAUAUUGAGUAAACGUCGUCAAAAAGCAUGUUGUUUUGACGUUGUAUUUGUCUUGUAGAAUAUUGGUUGGGAAAUGAUCAAAUUUCAAUGGUCAAAUCAACGUCACAACCUGUCAUUGAUUCAUUGUCGUCAAAAAGCAUGUUGUUUCAAUGUGGUAUUGGUGUUGUAGGACCUUCGUAGAGAAAUAAACAAUUUUUAACGGUCAAAUUAACGCCACAACCCAACAUUAAUUAAACGUUGUUAAAGACCAUGUUGUUUCAACGUUGUUUUUGUAGUGUAGAAUAUUGGUUGGGAAAUGACCACAUUUCAAUGGUCAAAUCAACGUCAGAACCCAACAUUGAGUAAACGUCGUCAAAUAGCAUGUUGUUUUGACGUUGUUAUUCGUCUUGUAGAAUAUUGGUUGGGAAAUGAUCAAAUUUCAAUGGUCAAAUCAACGUCACAACCUGACAUUGAUUUAAUGUCGUCAAAAAGCAUGUUGUUUCAAUGUGGCAUUGGUGUUGUAGGACCUUCGUAGAGAAAUAAACAAUUUUUAACGGUCAAAUUAACGCCACAACCCAACAUUAAUUAAACGUUGUUAAAGAGCAUGUUAUUUCAACGUUGUAUUUGUAGUGUAGAAUAUUGGUUGGGAAAUGACCAAAUUUCAAUGGUCAAAUCAACGACAGAACCCAACAUUGAUUAAACGUCGUCAAAAAGCAUGUUGUUUUGACGUUGUAUUUGUGUUGUAGAAUAUUGGUUGGGAAAUGACCAAAUUUCAAUGGUCAAGUCAACGUCACAACCUGUCAUUGAUUUAAUGUCGUCAAAAAGCAUGUUGUUUCAAUGUGGUAUUUGUGUUGUAGAAUAUUCGUAGAGAAAGAACCAAUUUUUAACGGUCAAAUAACGCCACAACCCAACAUUAAUUAAACGUUGUUAAAGAGCAUGUUGUUUCGACGUUGUAUUUGUGUUGUAAAAUAUUGGUUGUAAAAUGACCAAAUUUCAAUUGUCAAAUAAACGUCAGAACCCAACAUUGAGUAAACGUCGUCAAAAAGCAUGUUGUUUUGACGUUGUAUUUGUCUUGUAGAAUAUUGGUUGUAAAAAGACCAAAUUUCAAUGGUCAAAUUAACGUCACAACCUGACAUUGAUUUAACUUUGUCAAAAAGCAUGUUGUUUCAAUGUGGUAUUUGUGUUGUAGAAUAUUGGUUGGGAAAUUACCAAAUUUCAAUGGUCAAAUCAACGUCAGAACCCAACAUUGAGUAAACGUCGUCAAAAAGCAUGUUGUUUUGAUGUUGUUAUUUGUCUUGUAGAAUAUUGGUUGGGAAAUUAUCAAAUUUCAAUGGUCAAAUCAA